Molecule: messenger RNA, 4784 nt
Organism: Physeter macrocephalus (sperm whale)
Lineage: Eukaryota; Metazoa; Chordata; Mammalia; Artiodactyla; Physeteridae
Gene: GSTCD
Product: glutathione S-transferase C-terminal domain containing
Exons: 12
Coding region: 151-2046 (631 amino acids)
Cellular component (GO): cytoplasm
Source: RefSeq, a predicted model, not a curated record
GGCCCGCGGGUGAAGACUUCCUGAAGUGGCCUCGGGAAACCCGGCUCGGGCGGGGCGGGAAUGCGCUAGCGGUCCGUGUCACCCACACGCUCACGCACCCUCCCUGCCUGGCCGCGCCUCUGCGACCAGGUAACCCAAUGAAAGAAGAAAAUGAAAGGCAUUAAGAAAAGUCUUACAGAAGAAUAUCUAUACUUGGACUUUUCUCACCAAAAAGAAGGGUGCAUCUUUCCUCUUCAUACAUCUAUAACUUUAUUUUUGUUAUCAUACUGUGACUGCAAAAUCUUUAAAGUUUGCUUAGUUCUCACUGGAGAAAGCACAGGUAUUUCACUACUUAAAAAUGUACUGUCUGAGGAUGUUGAAAUACAGAUUAUUUCAAGACAAGAGCUUCCACCAAUAGUCCAGAAUUGCUGUUUACCUGCAGUAGUAGAAAGACCAGACAAUUUCUGUAGAGCAGGACUUGCUGUUGUUCUGAGACACAUAAUCCAGAAAUCAUAUGAAGCAGACCCCUCAAAGAAGGAAAUUUUGGAACUUCUGGGUUUUAAGAAGACUUGCUUGAAAGCCUGUGCUGAAGUUAGUCAGUGGACCAGGCUAUGUGAACUUACCAUCCCUUUAGCUAUUGAGAAUUUUCUCAAAGAAUCUUCUGACCAGCCCCCAACUAUCCCUGCCGAAAUACUAGUGCUUGAGAAGAAGCUUAGUGAGCCCGUUAGGGUACAUAAUGAUGACAAACUCCGGCGGCAGAAGCUGAAGCAGCAGAAGGCUGCUGGGGUUAGGCCUUCCCUUGCUAAGGAAGAAACGAAGAGCAAGGUCCACAGACAGGAAACAUCUGAAGAGGUGGACUCUUCGUCGGCGAGCCUGGAACUGAGAGUGGCAUUUUCAAAGCUCACAGUACAUGAGGAAUCAGCUCCUGCCAACAGGGAGCCUGCUCACGUCAGAAAAGCGAAAGCCUCUGACCUUCCACCUCUGGACCAUGUGUUUGUAGAAGGCCUGUACUUCACUUUGGCAGAUAUUGUGCUCUUGCCCUGUAUCCAUCAUUUUUUGGUAAUUAUCUGCAAGAAACUUUCUGAAAAGCUGGUAGAAUUUCCACUGCUGGCUGCCUGGUACCAGAGAAUUCAGGAAGUGCCAAGAGUAAAAACAACAGCUUCUCAGUGUGGGAUCCAAUUUCUCAAUUUACCAGAAUUACAGACCACCUCGAAUGAACAGCAACCAAGCUUAGAUGAGGUCCCAUGUGUAGAGGAGCAAAAUGAUCCUUCAUUUAUAGGAGGACCAAGACCCACUAUGACUAAGUUAAUGGAAAAAGGCAUUGAAGUGAUGUUUUCUCCCCACCCUUGCCCUACUUGGACCCUUGAUUGGGAUACUCUUCCUGCAGCAGUGAGCCCAAAGGAAGGUAAAAUGUCCAGUGAUCGAGCUUUGAGGAAGCAGCAACAGUUAAACAACCUUGUUUAUGUGGUGACAAAUCAGGCCAAACCUGGUGACAGAAUUGUGGAUUUCUGCAGCGGUGGGGGCCAUGUUGGGAUUGUCCUUGCUCACAUGCUGCCAUCAUGCCAGGUUACAUUAAUAGAAAACAAGGAAUUAUCAUUAAUUCGUGCUAAGAAGAGAAGUGACGAACUAGGGUUAAGCAACAUUUGGUUCAUUCAAGCAAAUAUGGAGUAUUUUACAGGGACAUUUAAUAUUGGGGUGGCGUUGCAUGCUUGUGGAGUGGCAACAGACAUGGUGAUUGAGCACUGCAUCAAAACACGGGCUUCCUUCGUCACGUGCCCUUGCUGUUAUGGUUUCAUUCAGAACACCUCAAAGUUUAAUUUUCCAAAAAGUGAACAAUUCAAGAAAACGUUAUCGUACAAGGAACACAUGAUUCUAUGCAGAUUUGCAGAUCAGACAGCUGUCCAGCUUCCACCCCAACGAAGGCUCAUAGGGAAACAGUGCAUGUUCCUGGUGGAUCUGGAUCGAGCAAGAGCUGCAGAAGAACGUGGCUACUCCAUUCAAGUGAUAUCCAUGGAGCCAGAGAGCUGCUCUCCCAAAAAUAACAUGAUCGUGGGAGUCCCCAUUUAGAAUGAGAUAUUCCACGGUUGAUGUUUUGCCAUCCAUCUCUGUGAUGAAAGCCCAGUGGCAUUCAGGAGGGUCUUGGCAUAACUAGGAAACAGCAUUAGCCAUCUUGAACCUAUUGUGCUCAGGGAAGAACACAGCAGGAAAAUCUUGGAGGAAGGCUGCCUGCAAAGCAUCACAAAUGCUCUUGUAAUUGUGAUUAAAGGACUGCUGGUUUUCAUAGUAAGAAUCCCCUGAAGUCUCAGCUGCCAGCAGAGUGAUACUCACGAGGGGAGUUUCCAUUACUGGAAUAACGAUUUCUUUCUCAGUUCACAGCUUUUCUGAUCUUGCCAGUGUGGGGUUCAGUUCAAAAGAAUGUAUUUGCAGCCUUAAAAUCAUUUAGAGAUUCAAGUGGAGACCAAAACUAGACUCAGUGGGGUUUGUUUGUUUGUUUUUUAUAUUUUUAACAAUUGUACUUUUUAAAUAAUUUUUUUCAAAAAUCUAGUCAGGGGCUUCCCUGGUGGCGCAGCGGUUGCGCGUCCGCCUGCCGAUGCAGGGGAACUGGGUUCGCGCCCCGGUCUGGGAGGAUCCCGCAUGCCGCGGAGCGGCUGCGCCCGUGAGCCAUGGCCGCUGAGCCUGCGCGUCCGGAGCCUGUGCUCCGCAACGGGAGAGGCCACAACAGUGAGAGGCCCACGCACCGCAAAAAAAAAAAAAAGAAAAAUCUAGUCAGAUAGUUACAGUAUGCUUAUAUUUUUAAGCCGGGGUGAGUUGGACUUAUAUAUCAUUUCAUAUACUCCUUUUAAAUAUAUUUCUCAUAAAUUACCAAAUAAGAUCAUUGCUGGUUCAAACAUUUUAUAUGAAGAUAUUAAAUAAUUUCAGGAAAUUUCCCAUUACAGGAACAUGUAAUUUGGACUUAAAUUCUAACUAAUCAGUAAAUACAUUGAUUUAUUAAUUCAAGUCAAUAAGUAAUUGUUGCAGAUCCAUUAUUUAAAAGAUCCUGACCUAGGGCUUCCCUAGUGGCGCAGCGGUUGCGCGUCCGCCUGCCGGUGCAGGGGAACCGGGUUCGCGCCCCGGUCUGGGAGGAUCCCACAUGCCGCGGAGCGGCUGGGCCCGGGAGCCAUGGCCGCUGAGCCUGCGCGUCCAGAGCCUGUGCUCCGCAACGGGAAAGGCCGCAGCAGAGGGAGGCCGGCAUACCACAAAAAAAAAAAAAAAAGAUCCUGACCUAGAUUCGUCUAAGGAUACAAAGAUGAGUUGCAGCAGACCCAGUGCCUUGCCUGUAAGAGUAAAUCAUGUACAAGAGAAAGGUUCAUGAAUUAGUUAAGUUCUUUACAUCAUAAUAUAAUGUAUGGUCACAGGAUUUGUUUUUCAGAUACCAAUCAUUUUUUAUUUUUAUUUUUUAUUUUUUUGGUAAAACAUACUGAGUAUAAAUUGCAGGUGGAAGGAGUUGAGUAUGGAAGCUUAUUUGAGUAGUUCUCUCCACCCAAAUUGUCCUUAUUCCACCAGCCAAAGUUUUUAAAACCAGAUGGCAGGUCUUUCCUCACAUGCUGCUAAUUAUUUUUUAUGUGUCCUGGGUUAUCCCACUUGAGAUAAGAUUUAUUUCAUCAAUUUUGAUGUUUUCAACCCCCCGUAUGACACAUAUCAUGAGGAGAAAGGGCUUUAAUAAAUAACUCUUUCAUCACUGUGGAUUAAAAUACAGGAAUAAUUUAUAAAGGGGAUGGGGGUUUGAACUCUUGCUUUCUGGGAUAAAAUUAAAGAAAAGAAUUAACCAUCAGCCCUGAAUAUCUGAGUCAUUUGCACCUAUAAACACACCAUGCUCUUUUAUCCAGGGCUUUCUUUGUCAAUUGAGGAAAAAUUUACAGCCAAUAAAAUAGCAGAUUUUAAGUGUUCAGUUUGAGAAGUUUUGACAACCGUAUAUACUCAUGCAACCACCACCAGAAAUAAGAUAUAGAAUAUUUCUGUCAGUCCAGAAAAUUCUCUCAUGUGCUUUCAGUUCAAUUUCCCCCAUCCCAAAGGCAACCACUCUCUGAUUUCUAUCACCCUACAUUUGUUUUGCCUAUUUCUGUCCUUCACAUAAAUGAAGUCAUUUAGUAUAUAGUCUUUUGUGUCUGGCUUCUUUUGCUCAACAUGGUAUUUUUUGAGAAAUAUCCACUUCAUUGUGUGUAUCAAUGCUUUCUUCUUAUUCCUAAGUAGUAUCUCGUUAUAUAAAUAUAUCAAAAUGUGUUUAUCCAUUCUCUUAUUGGUAUUUAUUUGGAUUGUUUUCACUUUGAGGAUAUUAAGAAUAAGGUCUAUGAAUAUGCUUGUAUAAGUCUUUUUGUAGACAUAUAUUUUCAUUUCUCUUGGAUAAAUACCCAGUAGUAGAAUUGCUGGGUCAUUGAAGAAAUGAAUGUCAGUUGCCAAACAAUUUUCCAAAGUUGUUGUACCAUUUUAUAUUCCCACCAGCAAUGUAUAAAGGGUCUAGUUCUCUACAUCCUCACCAACAUUUGAUGUUGUCAGUUUUUUUAAUUUUUACCAUUCUGGUGGAUGUGAAAUGGUAUCUCAUUGUGGUUUUAAUUUUCAUUUCUAUGAUGACUAGUAUGUUAAGCAUCAUUUAUAAAGUGUCUACUCAAGUCUUUUGCUCAUUUUUAAAAUUAGGUAAUUUGGGGUUUUUUAUUGUUGAUUAUAUAUUCUGGAUAUGAGUCCAUUGUCAUAUAAAUGUAUUGAGACUAUUUUUCCCAGUCUGUGGCUUGCUUAUUACUCAUUUUUAUAUUGAAUGUUUCAAUUUUUAA